This is a messenger RNA of Micromonas commoda, 2436 nucleotides long. Its product is annotated as glycosyltransferase family 60 protein. Bases 1 to 2436 code for a protein of 811 amino acids. The record is from RefSeq and is a predicted model, not a curated record. The transcript has a single exon. Lineage: Eukaryota; Viridiplantae; Chlorophyta; Mamiellophyceae; Mamiellales; Mamiellaceae.
AUGGCGCCCGCCACGCCGAACGCGAGGCCCUCGUUCGCCUCCUCCGCGGGCGAACCCUCGGAUACUCCCCACGUCCCUGGUCGCAACCACGCGCGCCUCGUGGCGGAGAUCGCGCGCGAGUUCAGGCCCAGGCUGGACACCGAGGGCUUCUCCGCGGUCAGGGAGCUCGGGUCGCAGCUCAGGGAGCUCGGCGUCGAGUCCAACGAUGAUGCGCCGGCGCACACGCACAAAAGGUGCAAAAUGUGCGGCAACGUGUGCCACGCGCGGAUGAACUCGUGCAGCUCGUGCUGCCUCCCUUUCGUCGAUCGCGGGUCGUGGGAGCCGGCGACGAUGCCGAGGCCCGGCGGAGACGUCCACUCGGAGACCGACUCCGACUCCGACUCCGACUCCGACUCCGACGACGAGACCGAGGUCGACCAUGUCACCGAACCCACCGCACCCGCGGUCAACGCCGCCUCCGCGAUGGAGCGAAGGCGCCGCGAGCGCCGCGCGGCCGCCGCCGUCCCCUCGGGCGGACCGGUCGGCGGACCAGUCGCGUCGGACUCCGCCGACGCCACGACGCGACCCGGGUGGCACGACUGGUUCAACCGAACCGGUCGCCUCCGCGAAGCCCCGACGCACGAACGCGGCCUCGACCCAACGCUGGAGCGCUCGUACGCGGCGCUGGGCUGCGCGUUCGGGGCGACCGAGGCGGAUGUUCGGAUCGCGUACCGAAAGUGCGUUCGCCGCGUUCACCCAGACUCGGGCGGAUCGCGCAAGCAACUCGCGAGGGUCCACGACGCGCUCGAGGCGAUCGAUCGCGACGCGUGGUCGCACGGAGAGGGCGCCGCGGCGCUGCGCGAGGCGUUGGUUGCGUCCGAGAGCGAGCCGGUUUCUACGGAGACGGGGGCGAAGAAGCCGAGGGUCUUCGUGUCGCUGGCCGUGUACCGAGACCCCGAGGGGCUGCACACUCUGAAGGACGCGUUCGAUCGCGCGAGCGACCCCUCGCGGAUCUUCGCGGGAGUGCACUGGCAGCACGUUCUCGCCAAACCCUCGGGCGAGGAGCCCGUGGUGGAUAGGCUUCACCCCGCGCAGAACAUGUUCACUCGGCAGGUCGAGGCCAACCUCGGAAAGAUUCAGGGCGACGAGGACAAGGUGCGGUACCUGGAGGAGAGCAUGAAGCAGCAGGGCGAUAAUCAGCGCGACCUCGACGAGAAGGAGGCGCGGUUGCACGCAAAGGCCAGCCUCGACGCCACCGACGGUACGAAGUGGGAGUGGGCGGGUCACGUCCGCGAGACGAGGGAGUCGUGGGAGUGCGCCGAGGGUCCGUGCAGGGCCCGGCACAUGUCCAUGCGGCUGUGGGGCGGCGAGGAGUACGUGCUGCACGCUGACUCGAGAACCAGGUUCGACCACGGCUGGGACGACGUUCUCAUCGCCGAGCUCGAGCGAAUCCAGACACUGACGAACAACCCCGCCGUCUUGACCGGCGUGCCCCUCGGGUACCACAUGCGCAUGACCCCGGUUGACAACCCCGAAACGUACGAGCGCGUCGGUUACUUACCCGUGUAUGGUAGGGACGAGGAACGGGAACACGAGCUGAGCAACCUCGUCGUGCCGCUGCGGCGCGACCGAACGGACGACGCACCGUCCAUCGCGGCGUUGGGCGUAUGCGGCUUCGGCGAUCUUCUCUGCUACCCGGCCGCGGUCCGCUUGGCGCCGUACGACGCCGCCGACGCCGACGAGCCGCCGCUACCCGCGAUGCUGGUCAACCCUUCGUUUGUGUUUGCGCCAGCGAAGGCGCUCGUCGCGGACGCUCCCCCGGACCUCCACGCGCCCUUCCUGUACCUCGGCGAGGAGCUCAUAACCUCCGCGAGGCUGUGGACCAAGGGGUGGAGGACCUACCUGCCGCGGCACUGUCCCUUGCGGGUGUGUUACGAUCCGAGGAAUCGAAUCGACGAGACGCGCGAGGACAAGAGGCGCGGCGCGCAACUCUACGAUCAUCCCAGGUCUGAAGCGGCGAGGGGUACGUGGGACCAGCUCGAGGAGCGGUACUUCAUGAACCUGCAGUCGCGAAGGCGCGUGCUGCAGGUCAUCGGCGCGCCCGAUCCGGACUCGGCGACGCGCGAUCCGCGGGACGCCGUGAUCCUGAAGGAGCCGUGGGCGCCCGGUUCCGUUCGUCCGGUGAGCGAAUUCGUAAAGUCGCUGGGCGUGGACUUUGACGAGCGCGAAAUCUCGAACACGUCGCGGUAUGCCGGGCUGGACCGCGACGCGUUGAACAUGACCCACGACACGCGCGCCGUCAAGAAGAGGGACACCUUCGCCGCGCGGACGGACGCGACGGAGCUGGGCGACGACGUACUCGCCGACGACGGGUUGCCCUUGAAAUGGAAAAAUGGCAGCCCCUUGUUCGGGGACCUCAGCGCGGGAUACUACGAACGCACGGAACGAUGGAGCUAA